AUGCUCAGUGUGGACAUGUACCCCAGUUUAAAUCUGGGAGCGCAGAGGAUUGGAGACUGCUUCUACAGAGAUCGAGACGCCUCAGCUCACACCGCCUUGUUCCCACCUCCGUGUGACUUGGCAGCAAAGGCCCUGCCACCAAGGCUGCUGGCCCCUCCUUCAGUCGCCACCGACAGCGUUGCCAAAACCCCAAAAGAUGAUGUGAAAAUGGAGCUUGAAAAUUCGUCUCUGUGGAAACAGUUCAGCUCGGUGGGCACAGAGAUGAUCAUCACAAAGAAGGGCAGGCGGAUGUUUCCAGGGUUACGGUUGAAGCUGGCUGGUCUGAACCCAUCCCUUCGUUACAUCCUGCUUUUGGACAUUGUCCCAGUGGACAACUCUCGCUACCGUUUCCAGGGAGGGGGCUGGCAGGCGGUGGGCGGGGCAGAGGCCCGGCUACCGGAUCGUGUAUUCAUCCAUCCAGACUCCCCUGCCACCGGAGCUCACUGGCAAAGCCGCACCAUCUCCUUUCACUAUGCAAAGCUGACCAACAACACCCUGGACUCACAAGGCCAUAUCAUCCUCCACUCUCUGCAUCGGUAUCAGCCCAGGGUACAUGUGAUUGAAGCCAGAGAUGUGCUGAGGUGGGGGGCAGCGCAGCAUUCCUUCAUCUUCCCAGAGACACAGUUUAUCACUGUCACUGCCUACCAGAACAACAAGAUCACCGAACUGAAGAUCAACUCCAACCCAUUUGCCAAGGGUUUCCGAGAUGAAGGCAUGAACAGCAAAAAGCAAAGAGAUGCAAGACAGAAGCGCAAACUGUCAGUCCACACGGAAACCUUGGAUAUAGUGAACUGUGACCCCUGUGACUCCACUCAGCUGAUGCCUCAGACAGGUUCUGACAGAGACCUGCAGGCCCUGGCUCUGGCCUCGCUCCCGGCACUGACCAACCCGACCUGUGCGUACCAACCAGAGGAGGGCAGCUUCCAGGACCCGCUGGUGCAACAGGCGCCUCUGGAUCUCGGCCCGCCUUUCAUGACAACCCAGCUGCCAGACAUCAGUAUGACUUUGACCACAGGGAUCCAGGACACAACAGGAAGUGAUGUCACAAACCCUGUGAUUGAAGGGUCCGACUCCAUCGGCGAUUCAGUUUACACCAACACUUUCGCCGCAAACCAAGAAAACUACACCUCAGCUCUUCUCUCCCAGUCAUCGCCCACGUUCUCCCUUCCUGACUCCUCCAACACCAACGAUCCUAUCAACUAUCCUCCGAUUCUUUCCUCAUCCCCUACACUUUCCUCCAGCUCCAACUCCCCCUCCCUGCAGCAGACCUCUUUCACCUUCCCCACCCCACCACCAUCCAGCUCCACCUCACCACAGCCACUUCUCACCACCGCGUCCCCUCCUGACUUCCAAACCAUAGGUUCUUCAGAACUGGAUAUGAUAAGCCCCCACACCCCUACGGACACUUCAUUUCCUCCCCCAGACCCCUCGUGCCAGGCCGGUCUGCAGCCGGAGCAGCUGUCUCACUCUUUGCUCUCACAAUCCAACCAAGUUGAGCCGCUCAGUGGCAACAACUCACCUGAUGAUCAGGGCUCAGCCACAUUUAUUUACCCCAACAACCUGCAGGGCGACCUGGAGCCACCUCCAGUCACUGCUCAGUUGCCCCUCACCCAAACCGCCCCUAUUUUACCCUCACAAUCCUACCCUGCACCCACACAUGGCUCUUCUACCUCCUUCAGUUUCCCAUCGGUUCCAUCUCAUAUUCAGAAUCUGACCUUUCCAAACAUGCCAUCAAACAAAGGUCACCCUUCCCUUCACCUUCCAAAUCUCCCUCAUCAAAAUCAGACCCCUGCUCUUGCCGCACCAUUCCCAUCUGCCUUCACACAUGCGUCCUCCUCCCUUCCGCACCCCUCUUUCCAACCUUCUUCUUGCUUGGCUGUCCCGUCAGCUCCAUCACUGCCAGCAGCUCAUCCUCCAACCAUGCAGACCUCCUCAACCCCUUCCUACCCACCUGUUGAUAUAGCUGCCAUGUCGCAGUUCAACCACCCGGGGUCCUACCGUUCAGAGAUGAUGCUGCAUCACCCUUCCCUCCACCCCCAGUUGGAGCCAUCACUUCCUACAUGCCUGCAGUCCUCUGCGGCCCACCCAAACCUCUACCCCGCCUUCCCAUCCUACCCUCUGAGGCUCUGUCAGGACCCUCACUCAUCCCUCUCCAUCCCACUCAGACAUCUCUACAGACACCAGCAUGGUCACCCCCACCCACAAGGGCCCUACCUGGACAUGAGCACAAGAGCUGUGUUUUGAAAUCUAGAACAU
Molecule: messenger RNA, 2295 nt
Organism: Synchiropus splendidus (mandarinfish)
Lineage: Eukaryota; Metazoa; Chordata; Actinopteri; Syngnathiformes; Callionymidae
Gene: tbx6
Product: T-box transcription factor 6
Exons: 8
Coding region: 1-2283 (760 amino acids)
Biological process (GO): heart looping; regulation of transcription by RNA polymerase II; cell fate specification
Cellular component (GO): nucleus
Molecular function (GO): RNA polymerase II cis-regulatory region sequence-specific DNA binding; DNA-binding transcription factor activity, RNA polymerase II-specific
Source: RefSeq, a predicted model, not a curated record